AUGGGCAAAUUAACAGGGCCAGCAUUACGAUGGUAUCAAGAAAACUUACGAUCAUUUAUCAACUGGAGUGAUGCUGAAAAAGCAUUACGAGAUCGAUUUAAAGAAUUUACAUCAGACAGUCAAUUAAUGCAAGAAUUUUUUUAUAUUUAUCAAGAAGAAAACCAAUCUGUUAUAUCAUUUUAUGAAAAUGUUAUCCGAAAAUAUAGAAAGUCUCGACAAUUUAUUACUGAACAACAAGUUAUUACGGUAUUACAGAAUGGUGUAAAAAAUUCAUUAAAGGGACAUUUAAUUCGUAAUGAAAAAGAAAUUAAAAAACCAGAAGAAUGGUUGCAAUUUGCAAGAGAAGAAGAAUAUAUACAAAAACGAAUUCAACAAAAAAUUAACGUUCCACAUCAUGAACCAAAGAAUUUACCAUUUUUUGAACGUACAUUACCAACUGCAACAAUUCAAUUAACGUCAACGAAUAUGUAUUUAUCAAGUCAACAACCAUCUACAUCACGUCAUUACUAUAAAAAACAACAUCAACAACAAUCAACAUCAAUAAAUAAUCGAACAUAUCCAACACAAAAUAAUUAUACGACUUUUAAACCCACUCAAAAAAAUCAUUCAAAGAAGGAGGGGUCGGAUGAUGGCGACGAUCCCUGUGGAGCCACAAAGUCAUCAACCAAAACAACAUUUGCUCCCAUUUUUGUUAAAAUUUUAUGUAAUAAUACUCCACAAGAAGCACUCAUCGAUACCGGAUCGGCCAUCACUAUUAUACAUCAACAUCUGUUAAAUGAUGUACCACAUGAAAAAUUAAUACCAAAAACAAUAAAUCAUUUAUCUGCAAAUUGCUCAACAUUAAAUAUUAUUGAUGAGAUACCCUUAGAAAUAAAUGUUAAUGGAAUGAAAACAACAGUUAUUGCUGAUGUUACAACAAAUCUUGUUACAAAUUUAAUAUUAGGUAGUGAUUGGAUUCAAUCAAAUAAUGUUUAUAUCCUUACACCUGAACAACGAAUUAUGAUCCGAAGUCAAGGUAAAGAAGUAUCAACUCCUUUUGUACAACCACCUCUUCUAAAUUAG
Messenger RNA from Rotaria sordida, 1062 nucleotides. Lineage: Eukaryota; Metazoa; Rotifera; Eurotatoria; Philodinida; Philodinidae. The record is from the annotation of a GenBank genome assembly.